Messenger RNA from Aureobasidium melanogenum CBS 110374, 825 nucleotides. RefSeq lists its product as uncharacterized. The coding region runs from base 1 to 825 and encodes 274 amino acids. The record is from RefSeq and is a predicted model, not a curated record. NCBI's taxonomy places the organism in Eukaryota, Fungi, Ascomycota, Dothideomycetes, Dothideales, Saccotheciaceae. The transcript has 3 exons.
AUGUCUUCCAGUGCUUCCAUCGUCAAGAAGGUCCAGCCUCAGGAUGUCACAGCUUGGACUUAUGACAUUGAAAUGCAGAUGCUCAAGGAGAACAUUCUCAAACUGAAGAAGAACCUCACUGAGGCAAACGCCAACCAAGUCAAGGAGAACGAGGAAGCCAUCGCUGAAAAGAAGAUCGCCUUGGAGAAGCAUUGCCGUCAGUUCGGCAUGAGAUAUGGCAAAUGGGGUACAGAAGAAAGUGAAGUCAAGCUUGAGGACGUCAACGACGAGAUGACCAACGGUGAUGUCAAGAUGAACGGAGACAGCACUACCGGUCCCACCGAUGUUGCUGCUAGCGCCACUGUCGACGGCAUCAGAUCCCCUCAGUCACCUAUCGUUCACGCCCACGAUAGCAACGGAGUCGUUGAAAGCAUCGAGCACCAUGAAGAGACUAGCAUGGCUGUUUCUCCCCACGUUCCAUCCGGUAUUGAAGAUCCUUUCAUCACUCCUGCCGGUCACAUUGCUCCCGCCAACUUGUUCCAUGCUCCCACCGGAACCUUCCAGAACGACUGCUCCCUCGACACCUACAAUGGCGGCUACGCUCCAGACUUCAACACCAACGACCCACUCUCAGGCCAGACUGCUCAGCCUGCUGUUGACAUUGACAAGUUCCUCGAUGAUCAGGAGGCCAACUACACUACUUCGGCUGGACACGGUGAUGAUGCUGGCAUGGACUUCGGCGGAGGAGAUGAUGAGAUGGACAUGGACACUGUGAUCUCUCAGACUCCCGUGGCUGAGCUCGAGGAGCCUGUCAUCCCUGGCAUGGAGAAGUACGACAACCUCUGA